This is a messenger RNA of Oreochromis niloticus (Nile tilapia), 2128 nucleotides long. Its product is annotated as S-adenosylmethionine synthase. Bases 21 to 1445 code for a protein of 474 amino acids. The record is from RefSeq and is a predicted model, not a curated record. The transcript has 11 exons. NCBI's taxonomy places the organism in Eukaryota, Metazoa, Chordata, Actinopteri, Cichliformes, Cichlidae. Gene Ontology annotation, biological process: S-adenosylmethionine biosynthetic process. Gene Ontology annotation, molecular function: ATP binding; methionine adenosyltransferase activity.
AGGAAGAGCCUGCAGACCGAAUGCAACUGCUGUCUCCUGUCUCUGCUUUUCUGUUAAAAAAACAGAUAAACUUUGUGAUCUCCCUGAACAUCAGCAGGAUCAGUUUUCAGAAGAUGAACACCCACCCACGCAAACCAAACGCAGAGUUAUCCGGCUGCACGGCCGUAGGACUCUGGUGUUGGAUGGCACCCGGCCUGUGCGUGUCUCUGGAACAGCUUUCAUCAGAAAGACUUCACACUCCUUCAGUCUGCACAGCAUUCAGAAUGAAUGGCACAGUGAAUGUGAGCGAUGAGCGUACUCCUCAUGACUUCAUGUUUACGUCCGAGUCUGUGGGAGAGGGACAUCCUGAUAAGAUAUGUGACCAGAUCAGUGAUUCUGUGCUGGACGCUCACCUGAGGCAAGACCCUGAUGCUAAGGUGGCUUGUGAGACGGUGUGUAAGACGGGCAUGGUGCUGCUCUGUGGGGAGAUCACGUCUCGAGCCAACGUGGACUACCAGAGGGUGGUGAGAGAAGUCAUCCAGCAUAUUGGUUACGAUGACUCGCAGAAAGGAUUCGACUAUAAGACCUGUAACGUGCUGGUAGCCCUGGAGCAGCAGUCACCUGACAUCGCUCAGGGAGUUCAUAUCGAUCGCAUGGAGAGCGAAAUCGGAGCUGGAGACCAGGGUCUGAUGUUUGGAUACGCCACAGAUGAGACAGACGAGUGCAUGCCCCUCACCAUAGUCCUCGCCCACAAACUCAACGCUAAGAUGGCCGAGCUGAGGCGAAAUGGGACGGUCCCCUGGCUCCGCCCAGACUCAAAGACACAGGUAACAGUUCAUUACACCCAGGAAAAUGGUGCUGUGAUCCCCAAGAGAGUGCACACUGUGGUGAUCUCUGUGCAGCACGAUGAUAACGUGUGUGUGGAGGAGCAGAAGAAGGUGCUGAAGGAGAAGGUCAUCAAAGCCGUGGUGCCUUCACGCUACCUGGACGAGGACACCAUCUAUCACCUGCAGCCCAGCGGACGCUUUGUGAUCGGAGGGCCGCAGGGUGAUGCAGGAGUGACGGGCAGGAAAGUCAUCGUGGACACAUACGGUGGUUGGGGGGCCCACGGGGGCGGAGCUUUCUCCGGAAAGGACUACACCAAGGUGGACCGCUCGGCCGCCUACGCUGCACGCUGGGUGGCAAAAUCUCUAGUGAAGGCCCAGCUGUGCAGGCGGGUACUGGUGCAGGUGGCGUAUGCGAUUGGAGUGGCCCACCCGCUCUCCAUCUCCCUCUUCACCUACGGCUCCUCUCCAAAGAGCGAGAAGGAGCUUCUGCAGAUCGUCAAUAAAAACUUUGACCUCAGACCUGGAGUCAUAGUCAGAGACCUGGACCUAAAGAGACCAAUCUACCAGAAGACGGCAUGCUACGGACACUUUGGCAGGAAGGAGUUCCCCUGGGAGGUCCCGAAGAACCUCAACUUCUAGUGUGUGUGUGUGUAUGUGUGUGUGUGUGUGUGUGUGUGGUGGGGUCCAUAUGGCCUUUUUUCAUUGGUCUGAGUCAGAGGUGUGGGUGGGUCAGAGGUGUUCCAGCUGUUGGUGACAAAGUCCCUAAAUGACAACUCUGAAGCAUGAGAGAUAUUUACACUUUAAAUCUAAACUGCUAAAGAAAAAAAAACAAUAAACUGAGUGGAUGACCAAAUUUUAAAGGAGAAAAACCGUGAAUGGGUCAUGUCUUAAGAGUUUCAGUGAGUUUUUAAAGAGCCAGUGGGGAUUCUGCACGUGUUUGAGGUUUUCUCGGUCGUGUUGGCUCUGAUCUCAAAUGACAAUGUUCUAGGAAAAUCCUUCAGAAAUUUAUAUGUGCGCUCUUUUAUGAUUAUUUCAGUGGCAAACUCCGACAGUCAGCUAAACCUCUUUGAAUAAUCUUUAUCACAAGUGUCUCAGUUUUGCCUGGAUAAAAAUGAACUUCCAUCCAUCCAAUUAAGGGUCACUGGGGGGGUGGAGCCUUUCCCAGCUACCAUAGGGCGAGAGGCACAUACAACACAUCGCACUCAACUGAUAAAAUUCACAUCUAUUGAAAAUUUAGAGUCGCCACUUAACUCAACUCUACCGUGGCUCAGGGGGUUGGGAAGCGCACCUGUAACCGGAAGGUCGCCGGUUCGAUCCCCGGC